GUUUAGAGUCUGUUUAGGAUCAUGAGGACCCGGCUGAGCAUACGCAUACUGGCCCUUGGCCUGCUGCUCUGGCAACUGCAGGCCACCGCAGUGCGGGCCCAGAAGUACUACAUGAACUUUGCGUUCAACAACAACAAUCCGAACGGCGGGCUCGGUGACGAGACGAGCGAAGAUCAAACGGAUGACCCGUCGGAUGGCGUCAGUGGUGAUCACGACGGCUCUGGCGCUGAUCAUAACGGCGGUAGUGACAGUGGGGACAACGAUCACAAUAGUAGCAGCGGUGCUGGUGGUGGAUCUGGUAGUGGAUCUGAUGAUGGGUCUAGCGGUGGAUCUGGCAGUGGAUCUGACAGUGGAUCUGGCGGUGGAUCCAGUGCGAGUGGCGGCGGUAGGCCUGGUUCUGACAGCGGAACUAAAGCUGACGUUACAGCGGAACCAUUUUUCAUGGAUAAUGAUGACGAUGACAGCGAUAGCCAUGACAUGGUGGAUCGUCGCACCAAAAUGAAGGAGGCGGAAGCUAAUGGCAACAGACCGGAAAACGAUCACAGCCAUCACAGCAGCUACGAGAUCAGUAUCGACGAUAGCUUCGGCGGGCGAUAUGUCCGCUCCAUAUACGAGAGCUCCGAGAGUCAUGGCCAUUCCGGCAGCAAUCCGGACUCGGGACCACGUCAAACUAAGCAAGGUGAAAGCUCUGACGCGUCAGAAUAUUCGGGAAAGUUGUAUAAUGAAGACGACUAUGAGGAAGACAACACGGAUGAGAGCUAACUUGUCUAGGAUCCUCUAACGGGAAUCCACAGCCCAAUGACUUUACAAUUAAUGAAUUUUUGCCCAAUAAAAAUUGUCUUAAUUAAUAAAGGAUAUGUGUUAAAAU
Molecule: messenger RNA, 868 nt
Organism: Drosophila hydei
Lineage: Eukaryota; Metazoa; Arthropoda; Insecta; Diptera; Drosophilidae
Gene: Acp32CD
Product: accessory gland protein Acp32CD
Exons: 2
Coding region: 22-762 (246 amino acids)
Source: RefSeq, a predicted model, not a curated record